Molecule: messenger RNA, 1185 nt
Organism: Eremothecium cymbalariae DBVPG#7215
Lineage: Eukaryota; Fungi; Ascomycota; Saccharomycetes; Saccharomycetales; Saccharomycetaceae
Gene: REI1
Product: Rei1p
Exons: 1
Coding region: 1-1185 (394 amino acids)
Biological process (GO): ribosomal large subunit biogenesis
Cellular component (GO): preribosome, large subunit precursor
Source: RefSeq, a predicted model, not a curated record
AUGUCAGUUUAUACUUGUAACUCUUGUGGUCUAGGUUUUAGUUUAAGUGAGGACCAGAGGUCUCAUAUGAAAUCAGGCUGGCACCGUUAUAACCUGAAGAGAAGAGUUGCAAAUCUUCCAUCGAUCGAUGAAGCAACGUUUAACAACAAGGUUGCUACUUUGAAACCUGCAGAGGAUAAGGAUGUUUCAAAACGUGAAUUGAGACGUAGAGAAAAGGAAGCGUUGUUGGAGAAGAAGAAGAGGAUUCUCGAACUGGCAAGAGAGAACAUGCUUAAAAGCAUGCACAAUGAUAAUAUUUCGCCGGGAGAUGUAACUCCUACCCAGGAAGCUGAAUCCAUCAGAAGUGAAUUACUUUCGACUAAUGGUGUGGAGGGUGAAUCAACAAAUUUGGGGGGGCCAGCGGUUGAACAUAAUGAAAUAUCUGCAGAAGAGGAACAUGAAUUGUUGAUGGCUGCGAAGUUGAAAAAUAAGGUUGAUAUUCCAUUAGAGACAUGUUUAUUCUGUUCCAAGCGUUCUUUUAAAACUUUCGAACAGAAUUUAGGUCAUAUGUUUAAGAGUCAUGGUUUUUAUAUUCCUGAGGAGAAAUAUUUGGUGGAUAAAGAGGGUAUGGUAAAAUAUUUAUCUGAGAAAAUAGGCAUUGGAAAUCUUUGUUUAUGUUGUUCUUACCAGGGUAGAUCUUUGGAGGCUGUAAGAGCACAUAUGUUAGCUAAAUCGCAUUGUCGUGUACCGUAUGAAUCUGAGGAUGAGCAGCUGGAAAUCUCUGAAUUUUAUGAUUUUACAAGCAGUUACGCUGCUUUGGAUACUGCUACCAACUCUGACGAAAAUGAGUGGGAAGACAUCGAAGAAGAAGGCCUUGCUUCCGAAGAUGAUGACGAAGUAUUACAACAGGAAGUUUUAUAUCAUGAUGGCGCUGAGUUACACCUACCGACCGGAAUGAAGGUAGGGCAUAGAUCCUUACAAAGGUACUACAGACAAAACUUAAAACCUGAGCGCCAGUUAUCCGAGGGUCAGGGCACAGUAAUUGCUGCUGAUACUAGGCAUUUGGCGACACUUGCCGAUAGGAAACAACUGGCAAUGCAGAAGAGGACCUGGAAAACCCUAGUGAAAGACAAACGGAGGGACGACAAGAGAGCUGCAAAGUUUUUAAAUAACCAGCCCUAUUAUAGAGAUCAGUUACUGCAGUGA